AUGAACCGAGUGCCAGUCGAGAUCUGCAUUCUCAUAGUGAGUAAGCUCCCGAUGAGGGACCUUCUCACCAUGGGUGCCAUUGAUAGAUGCACGAGGCGCAUCGUGAUGCCUCUCGUCCACGGAUGUCGGCUACUCCAGCUCGUCACCCUUCGAGGCCAGAAUUCGGCGGUAACCUUCCUUAUGGAAACCACGCAAGUUGACUUUCGGGUUCGUGACACUCAUGGAAUGACGACUCUUCAUUACGCCGCCUUGAAGGGGUAUGUGCAAGUCGUGCGGCUCCUGACAAGUGACCCUCGCCACAAGCCGUUGCUGAAUGCCCCCGAGAACAGACAGAAUGAUACGCCGUUGAUUCUUGCAGCUCGGUACCAGAAUGAGGCGGUAUUACAGAUUCUGAUGGAUAAUGGGGCAGAUGUCAAUGCUCGCAAUAUUCACGGAGAAAAUGUUCUCUUCUGGGCCGCCAAGCGACACAGGACCAAGCUAACGCAGAAACUGCUGAAACGAGGGGCAGAUCCCAAUCAAUUUGUUCGCCACGGGCUCACCCCCCUUAUUCAGGCCAUCAUGGAAGGCUACCUCGAUCUGGCUACAAUAUUGCUGGAAGGAGGCUGUAACGUGGAGCAACCCGAUAGCCGAGGUCACCGGCCCCUUGUCUGGGCUGUUGUACUUGAUGAGCCUGCAAUGGCAAGUCUUCUGUUCUCUCACCAUGCUAAGGUUAAUCCAUCAGCAAGGAAAGGAGGCGAGCGCUCGCCACUCGUCUGGGCUGUCAUGAAAGGCAACGUGGAGAUGGUCCAACUGCUGCUACGCCAUGGCGCCAGUGUUGGUCAGACACAACCAGACAGUCUGGCGCCGCUGAUGUGGGCCGUCCUCCACCGAGACACAUCGGUGGCUGAACUCCUUCUCCAAAAUGGCGCACUUCCCGACGAGCCCGGUAUCCACGGCGAACCAGCGCUGGUGUGGGCCAUGUUCAACAAUGACAGGGAGAUGAUGCGGUUGCUCCUCCGGUACAAUGCAUGCCUGGAGGAUAUAAAGCGAGAAAGGCGGUUUGCGUUACCCCUCUCCACAGGGUGUGAAGGAAGGUUUAUAACUCAUCCCCCACACAAGGGGGCUGGGAGCUCGGAUGGUAUUCUAUCGCAAUCGGCCAAAGUGAGACGCAAAGUCUGA
This is a messenger RNA of Penicillium olsonii, 1158 nucleotides long. Lineage: Eukaryota; Fungi; Ascomycota; Eurotiomycetes; Eurotiales; Aspergillaceae. The record is from the annotation of a GenBank genome assembly.